AACGGAAUUCCCAUCAAGAAAGAGGGAGAUAGUGAAAAUGGCGACAUGGGGUGCGUUUUGGGGAACAAGGGUAAUGGAAAUAGUGAAGAAGCAUGAUUCCGGCGGGCUUCUUUGGAAGAGAAUAAAGCUCACUCCUACUCGCAAAGCUAAUGCCAAGAAACGUCUUCGCCGUGUUUGGCAGAAUGAAGCUGUCUUGAGGGCAUGUUCUGAACCACCUCCAUCCGAAACUACAGAGGUAGAUGCUGGACAAACAAGUAAUGUGCAAUUAAAAACCAGUAAGAGUUAGCUCAGACGAGUAUGAAGAGGUAAAAUGAACUGUGGGUGACAGAGCUGCUUGCAAGGUCUUUAUUACACUUGGUCAACUACAUUAGUGUAUUACCCCUUGAAUUUUGCUUAACCUGUUAGCCUACUUUGUUAGUAUGAAGUGAACUGAUUUGGAUGUCUCACUUUUACAUGGGUUACUCUAGAUCAAAGUAUACUUUUCUUAGCUUAGCUGUACCGAGUAUUUAAAUCUGUGACAAAUUUUAUCAAAUGCAAUCUAUUGUGUUUCUGUUUGUGUUUGAUCA
This is a messenger RNA of Nicotiana attenuata, 566 nucleotides long. RefSeq lists its product as uncharacterized. The record is from RefSeq and is a predicted model, not a curated record. The transcript is spliced from 2 exons. NCBI's taxonomy places the organism in Eukaryota, Viridiplantae, Streptophyta, Magnoliopsida, Solanales, Solanaceae. The coding region runs from base 38 to 286 and encodes 82 amino acids.